Fusarium subglutinans is the source of this 615-nucleotide messenger RNA. RefSeq lists its product as uncharacterized. The record is from RefSeq and is a predicted model, not a curated record. The transcript has 3 exons. Lineage: Eukaryota; Fungi; Ascomycota; Sordariomycetes; Hypocreales; Nectriaceae. The coding region runs from base 1 to 615 and encodes 204 amino acids.
AUGCUUCGAUCUACUAUCGUCUCACUGACCUUCGGUCUUCUCACAGCCGUCCAAGCAUCCAACCCCGUCUUCGGCGCGUAUCAAACCGACUCAUGCGACGCCUGUCUUGACCAAACGUACGAAAGUUGUCCAGGCAACUACAAGACCCGAUCCUACGCAACAUGCAUGUGCGCAGGCGAUGGCAGCGCAAACUUUGUUUCCUGUCUGUCCUCAUGCGACCCUAAUAAGAACGAGCCAGCGAUUGCUAGCUCAACAUACUAUGGAUAUUGUGUCAUCUUCUUCAAAGAGCUUUGCGAAGGUGCACAGGAGUACUUGUCCGAGGAUAUUUAUAAUAAGCAGUGUUCAAAGGAAGCGAUUGAAGCGGGUGGGAUUGGCGCCAAUGAUGAUGAUGAUGACUCUGAAGAGAGUGAGCCAAGCAAAACGCAAGAUUCGUCUUCCAAGGAGACGGAUGAGUCGGGUGAGAGUGACGAAGCCAAUGAGAGUGGAUCAACCAAGACAAGUGGCAGUGCUCAGUCAACGUCGACUUCGGGGGCUUUGGCGACCAUGGUGCCAGCUUGGGCCAUUGUGGCCGGCAUGGGACUGCAAAUGAACAUCCUCGCUUUCUCUGAUCCCUAA